AUGUCAUACUAUCCAGGCGGACCAGGCUCAAAUCAGUCGUCCUACCCCGGUGGACCCCAGUCGUCCUACCCUGGCGGCCCUCAAUCAUCAUACCCCGUUGGCCAACAGUCUUCGUAUCCUGGCGACCCCCUCUCUUCCUCCUCUUCAUCAGGUGGAUACCAGUCAUCCUAUCCUGGCGGUCCACAAUCCUCAUAUCCUGGUAGCGGAACCUAUCAGACCCCACAGUCUUUGUACGGCGGCGCACCAGACUCCAACUCCAACUACGGCCCUCCUCCUAACGCUUCCCAUCCCUCAUACUCGAGCGCACCGGACCACAACAACUAUGGCUCUCAAUCGUCGUACGGUUCUCCCUCAUCCUCCUCUUACACUCCCCACCAGCAGCACCAAGGUCAGCAGCACCUCGGUCAGCAGGGUCCUGUGCAGUACGACGCAAACGGAAACCCCAUUGACGGCGAGCGCGGUAUCGGCACCAUGGCUGCUGGUGCCGCCGCCGGUUGGGCAGGAAACAAGAUGACCGGUGGACACAUGGGUGGCUUCUCAUCAAUGGCAUCCGGAGCCAUCUUAGCGCAGGUUGGUAAGACCGUGUUUGAGAAGCUCGAUAAGAACAAGCACGGCCAUCAAGGUGGAUACGCUGGCAAUCCUUAUGGUUCUCAUGGCCAUAAUGGCGGUAAGCCUGGUGGAUUUGGUGGGUUCUUCAAGUGA
Ustilago hordei is the source of this 702-nucleotide messenger RNA. RefSeq lists its product as uncharacterized. The coding region runs from base 1 to 702 and encodes 233 amino acids. The record is from RefSeq and is a predicted model, not a curated record. NCBI's taxonomy places the organism in Eukaryota, Fungi, Basidiomycota, Ustilaginomycetes, Ustilaginales, Ustilaginaceae. The transcript has a single exon.